Messenger RNA from Ruditapes philippinarum (Manila clam), 941 nucleotides. RefSeq names its product IgGFc-binding protein-like. The coding region runs from base 69 to 941 and encodes 290 amino acids. The transcript has 3 exons. Lineage: Eukaryota; Metazoa; Mollusca; Bivalvia; Venerida; Veneridae. The record is from RefSeq and is a predicted model, not a curated record.
CAUUUAUUGGCAUCAACAGUCGAAUUGUGUAAGCUAUUCCAUAGACAACUUAAAGAGGGACAGAAAAGAUGAAAGGGAUUCUUUGUUUCUUUUUGAUAUUGAUCGCUAAAUGUGCUACUUCAACAAGCCAGCAAUGCAGUGCAUCUUCUGUCGGAAAAAGGUUUGUGUUCGGUAUCAUCGGUUUUGACAGCAUUUACACUGGUUCAUAUUUACGCUUACACAUCACUCCUACUGAACAAGUACAAGCACACGUCCAGAUUAAUGCACCGUCUUCAAAUUUGGAUAAAAUCAUAAACGUCUCAAAUUAUACCAUUUUUGUUUUAAAUUUAACUCAAGUUCAGUUUGAAGAAGGAAAAAAAUUUAAAGGAAUUGAAGUCAUAUCUGAUGUGAAUGUAUCAGUACGCAUCCUCGCUGGCGACGACUAUUAUUACGAAGGGUUCCUUGCUCUACCAUUGACCGCGCUUGGUACUCAUUAUGUUGCUUUAUCAUACAAACCAUACAGUUCAUACAGCAGUGAAAUUCUAGUUGUUGGGAUUGAAAGCGAAACAAGUGUUUCUAUAUCUACAAUGCUUAAUGGUUAUCAAGGUUCUAACACAACAUUCCAAUUGCAAAAAUUCGAAAGUUACCAGUUCAAAGCGAAUCAUGACAUCAGUGGAAGCGUCGUCGUUUCUUCUAAACCAGUAGCUGUCAUCUCAGGAUCAGCUUUGGCACAAGUCCCCUCCGGAAUAGGAGAUUAUAAAUACCUUAUUGAACAGAUGAUCCCAACAAAAUAUUGGACAACAAAGUUUAUAAUUCCACCUAUAUAUCCUCGUCUUUAUUUCGUCCUGCGAUUUUUUGCUGAACAUAACAAUACGGAAAUACAGUAUCACAACAGCACAAAACAUUAUGCUGUUUAUUUGUCCAAUAAGGAUCAAUGGAGGAGAAUAUUGUUUGCUAACUGA